AAAAAGUUUGUGAGGUUAUAAAAUCGAUAUUGCUAUUAAUAGCCUUUGAGGACAAGUACCCGUAUGUGUAUUUUUGUUAAAUUUGUGUCGUUUUAUACUUGACUGACAGUAAAACAGUCGAUGGUUACACAGUAUUAUAUUACAAGUAUUUAUUUAGAUCGGUUAGCUUUGUGUGUAUGUGUGUUUUUAUUUUUUUUUUAUUUCGUUUAUUUUUUCAAUGCUGUUAUAUGAGUGAUAAUGCAAAAUGCAAAGUGUAAUAACAAUAAGUUUGAUAUUUCUGAUCACCAGUGUUCAUAACUUGGAAGGAAAGAAACCAAACAUUGUGUUUAUAGUGGCUGAUGAUCUGGGAUGGAACGAUGUCGGGUUCCACAAUCCAUCUAUGAUCACACCUAACAUUGAUAAACUCGCCUACCAGGGAGUGCUUCUGAACCACUCGUAUGUUCAACCAGUCUGCUCGCCCUCCCGACAUGCCUUUAUGACUGGGUAUUAUCCAUUUAAAGCCGGCUUGCAGCAUUUGGUAAUUGGUCACAGUCAAAAUGUCUGUUCACCUUUAAACAUGACGUUUCUUCCGAAACAUCUGAAACAAGCUGGCUAUGCGACCCAUGCGAUUGGAAAAUGGCAUCUGGGAUUCUGUAACUGGGAGUGUACAGCGGAGUAUCGCGGGUUCGAUUCCUUCUAUGGCUACUACAACAGCCGGUCGGACUAUUACACCCAUGUUCAAGACAAAUUUCUAGAUUUCCACGACGGAUAUAACGUUGUCUGGGACAAGAACGGGUCGUACUCAGCCGACUUGUAUGCGGAUAGAGCAGAACAUAUCAUAGCUAAACACAACAAGAGUCAACCACUGUUUCUCUACCUACCUUACCAAAACGUUCACGAACCUUUAGAAGUACCUCCUGAAUACGAAGCUUUGUAUCCGAACGUCGAAACCCCGGGGAGAAGAACAUAUUGUGGUAUGGUGACGGCAUUAGACGCUGCUAUUGGGCGUGUCGUAGAGGCUUUGAAACAGAAAGGACUUUAUGACGAUACUAUAUUCUUCUUUACACCAGAUAAUGGCGGCUGGACUCCUUAUCAUGGUAAUAAUUGGCCUCUGCGUGGCGGUAAAAUUACAAUAUGGGAAGGUGGAACCAGAGUGCCUGGAUUUGUUUCCGGUUCAAGACUUGAAAAGACAGGCUCUGUGUUUAAUGGAUUAAUGCAUGCAGUAGACUGGCACCCUACAAUACUAACAGCUGCCGGUCUGUCCCCUGAUCCUAGUCUUGAUGGGAUAUCACAGUGGGAUGCUAUAAGUUCCGGGUCAGACGGCAAGCGGACGGAAUUUAUCUAUAAUUUAGAUGACACGGUGCCAGCGACCCAAGGCCAUGCUGGAAUUAGAAUGGGCGAUUUCAAAUUAUUGGCGGGAAACACUGGGUUAUACAAUGGCUGGUACCCACCAGAUAAAAUGUACACGGAGAAGGCGCUGGAAGAGGAAUUUAGUUUUGAGGAAAGGCUAAAAGCCGGGAACGAAUCUUACUAUAAAUUGUUUAACUUGAAAGACGAUCCAAACGAGUAUAAAAACCUAGCAGACGACAUGCCAGAAAUGGUUCAGAAACUUUUAAAACGCAUGAAUGAAUACAGAAAAGACAUGAUACCCGCUAGAAUUCCACCAACAGACCCGGCAGCUAAUCCGAAAUAUUUUGGCAAUGUUUGGAGUCCCGGUUGGUGUAAGAAACCAAUGUCGUGAGCAUUGAGUGGAAGGACCAUUCUCAAGCAAGAUUGUUGAGAACUUUUUGCAUAACUAGGGUUGAAUUGAUUUCAUUUUAAAGUUUAACGCCGGGUUUUAUGAAGAAUUAAUAUCUCUAUCGGAACAUCUCGGCUAUUAUCAAUAAUAACGUUCUUAUUAGAAGUUUGACGGAAAAGGCCGAGGAGAUGCGAAUGUUAAUAUCUACCAAUCAUCAGCGAGAGGAUAAACGUACUUUUCAUUUUUAAGCGCUUAAUAUUUGAAAUGCAAAAACAGGUCAUUGCAAACUUGUUAUUAUGAAGUGAAUAUGUGUAUAAGUAAAACUGGACUCAAUUAUAACUUACUAUAGAUUGUUAAGUAUUAAUCUAAAAUUGUGCUGUCAAUUCAAAAUAAAACGCAGUUUGUUUUUACCAAAUAAAAAAUAUAUAGAUAAAACUA
This is a messenger RNA of Ruditapes philippinarum (Manila clam), 2155 nucleotides long. Its product is annotated as arylsulfatase B-like. Lineage: Eukaryota; Metazoa; Mollusca; Bivalvia; Venerida; Veneridae. The coding region runs from base 245 to 1720 and encodes 491 amino acids. The transcript is spliced from 14 exons. The record is from RefSeq and is a predicted model, not a curated record.